Auanema sp. JU1783 is the source of this 2886-nucleotide messenger RNA. The record is from the annotation of a GenBank genome assembly. NCBI's taxonomy places the organism in Eukaryota, Metazoa, Nematoda, Chromadorea, Rhabditida, Rhabditidae.
AUGAUCAAUACAAAGCCCAGAAAGGGAAGUAACACUUCUGAAAAGUUGAAUGUUCUUGUAGCUGUUCGAGUCAGGCCUAUGAAUGAGGAAGAAAAGGUGAAAAGUCAGUCUAUUGUCAAAGCAGACGGAUUAGGGAAAGUGGUAUCAUGUAAGUCGAAGCAGUUCGGUCCAUUCGACUAUGUUUAUCCACCUAAUAGCUCCCAGUUAAUGGUUUUUGAUAACAUUGUUGAGCCACAAGUGAAGAAAAUCUUGGCGGGUUUCAAUUGUACUGUAUUCGCUUAUGGUCAAACAGGAACAGGAAAGACCUACACUAUGGAAGGUGGUCAAGCAGAUUCCGACUCAGCUGAUGCUGAUGAACACACUGGAAUGACCCCAAGAGCUGUAGAAUUAAUAUUUUCUGAACUAGAAAACGCUGGCGUAGAAGAAUACUCGGUGAGAGUUUCUUACUUAGAGCUCUAUAACGAAGAAAUCUAUGAUCUCCUAUCAUCAGGCACUGAAGACAGAGAACGUUUACGUAUAUUUGAUGAUCCAUCGAAAAAGGGUGCCGUCAUUGUGUCCGGAGCUGAAGAAGUUCCAGUACGAUCAAGAAAGGAGGUCUAUGAUAUUCUGAAGAGAGGAGCAGAGAAACGUACGGUCGCUUCUACACUCAUGAACAUCGCAUCAAGUCGAUCUCAUUCCAUUUUCUCCAUAUCAGUAGUAAUAAGAGAAAAUACUGAAAGCGGAGAAGAGCUUGUUAAAACUGGUAAAUUAAAUCUUGUGGAUCUUGCUGGAUCCGAAAACAUAGGACGGUCUGGUGCUGAAGGCAAGCGAAUGAAAGAAGCUGGUAAUAUUAAUCAAUCUUUGUUGACUUUGGGAAGAGUUAUCACCGCUCUAACGUCUUCUGGUCCUCAUGUACCAUACAGAGAGUCGAAGCUCACUCGGCUACUACAAGAUUCACUCGGAGGUUCAACUAUAACAGCUAUUAUCGCCACCAUGUCACCCUCGGCCUCUAAUUAUGAGGAAUCCAUUUCCACUUUGGAGUAUGCGAUGAGAGCCAAGUCUAUCAAGAAUCAUCCCGAAUGCAACCAGAAAGUCUCGAGAAAAACACUACUCAAGGAGUAUAAUAACGAAAUCGAGAAACUCAGAAGAGACUUGCGUAUGGCUCGUGAGAAGAACGGUAUCUUCAUUAGUGAAGAGACAUACAAUGAUAUGGAGAAGGACAUCGCGAUCAAGAAUGAGUUGGCAGCCAAGAUGGAUAUGAUGGUUUCGAAGCUACAGAGAUUCAUCGAAGAUAUGGAGAUGAUGGAUGAUCAAUACAAAGCAGCUUAUCAGACAAAUAAGAGAUUGCAAUCCAAAUUGGAAACUCGUGUUCAAGAGUUGGAUUUAACAAAAAAAGAUCUCGCUAUGUGUCAGCAAAAGUUAAGCGCUCACCAAUUUGCUCUCGAUGAUUUCAGUGAAGUAGCUAAGAGUUGUUAUCAGCAAGCUAAACAGGCUUGUGAAGUGACUUCCAAGCAAAGAACUUUGAUCGAGGAGUUGUGGAAGAAAGACGAUGAGAUGGUUGAUCUGGCUGCUUCAAACAAGUCUUUGGUUAUGGACACCUUCAGAAAGUUAGGAUCAGUCAUCAACUCAGUUAGAGAUAGAGUAAACAUCUAUACUUCUGAUGUACAUAACGUUACUGAUAAUAAGCUGGUUGACAUAGAUUCAUUCCAUGUCUCAACUUCCGCAGAUCUUGAAGUCGUCACUGCCAUAUUACAAAAGCUCUCCGCUGAAGUUGAUGACUGUGUGAAGCAAGUGAGAGAAAAUUCUAAGGCCACCGAGGAAAGUAUCCAAGCCAUCAACACAGUAAAGAAUGAGGCCAUAAGCUCGAUUAUGGAAGGAAUCACGAAAUCUAUCAACGGUCAUGUUGAUCAGACUACUGAGUUAACCAACUCUUUCGAAGAUAUGUUCAAACGUAUCAAAUCCCUCACCGGAGAUCUUGUGCAGGAUACCAAAUCUGCUACUGCUGAGAACAGAGAGAAAGUAAGCAAGUUAUGUGAGGAACACUCGGUCAUAUUAGACUCCGUCGCUUCUGAAUCUGAGAAGUAUCAACAGUUGAUGCAAACUCUGUUGAAGUCCUUCUAUGAUCAAAGCUUGCAAGCGGUAGCACAAUAUAAGGAAGGACUCGAUAACUCAGCCAAGCAACUUCAAAGUCUGAACACACAAAUUGUUGACAGUUCAUCUAAUUUGGACGAGCUAAUAACAAAUGACGUGCAGGGUGCCGAAGAUAAUAUUUUGGAAGUUGUGUAUGAGAUGGAAGAGAACUCGAAACUUCUUUCUUCAAAUAUUUCGGAAACAAAAACCUCAAUAUGUACUGCCUUGGCAUCAGGAUCACAAACCGCAGUUGAUUGGGGAAGUCAAAUUGAAGUUGCAUAUGGAGCUUUCAAUGAAAACUUGGUUGGAAUUUCUGAGUCUUCAUCGACGAAUCAAAAAACGUUCAUUGAGACAGGGCAGUCUGCUGUUGUACGUGUCCAAACAACUAUUUCGGAUGAGACAGAGGAUACGUCAGCUUUCGUUAAAGAUUUAGCUUCCAAAGCUAAAACAGUUAAUAUCGAGCAAGAGAACGGCUUCAAGACUUUGGGUUCCUUCUGUGAUGAUUGUGAGAAUGAAUGGGCUUCUGAGGCCAAUGCAACAAGAAAGGAAAAGAAGCAUCAACAAAUGUUCGAAGUGAAAGACAUACGACAGGUUCCCAAGAAGAAGGAUGUGCUUAACGAGUAUGGAGCUGAUAAGUUCGACGAGAAGUCAUUGGUGCGAACACGUGAAAGUUUACUAGAGAUUAGAAACUUGUGUUCCCCUGAUACUCUAGCUUUGAAAAAGAAAUCAAGGUUUGAUGAUAUCGAAGAGGAAGAGAACUACGAUGUGAGUGUCUAA